Molecule: messenger RNA, 471 nt
Organism: Plasmopara halstedii
Lineage: Eukaryota; Oomycota; Peronosporomycetes; Peronosporales; Peronosporaceae
Exons: 1
Coding region: 1-471 (156 amino acids)
Source: RefSeq, a predicted model, not a curated record
AUGCACUUCGGCAUCUUUAAAGCCUUCAUCAUUGCGACUUUCGUCGCAUGCAGUUUCACGUCCAUUGGUGCAAAUGACGUUGUAUCGACUGAUAUCAAGGCUCGUCCAAGUCGCCGUUUGCCCAUGUUUUCUGGGGUGUCCAAAAUUUUUAGCUCGUCGGGUGACGAUGCAGCUAAAGCAGCCGUCAAAAUGUCAAAAGAAGCUGCGGAAGAUGCUGCCAAAAAAGGCAGAGCUAUCUUCGACAAAUUAAUGACAACCAUGAAAGGCGUUUACAAGAAUGAGAAGGAGGCAAAGGACGCGAUUAGCAAUAUGCUGAAACUACCAGCAACGAAAAUGGAUAAGUUCAAGAAAGUUGCCAAGAUGGUAGGAUUGGGUAUUGGCGGUGCACUCGCAAUAUUUGGGACUUACAAACUUACGGUUGGCGCUGACGGCCCACCACGAGCGGUUCCUCAGACGCAACCGACCACUUGA